AAUCAAGGGCCCUCAUUCAGCUUCUCGCGGCUAGACAUCUAUUUCUGUCGUCGCCAGUGGUUGCUACCUCUCGGCAUUUGCGCAGCUUUCCAUGCUCUGUCGUCGAGUACCAGCUGAGGACCAUCGAAAUGGCGCCCAAAUCACGUAGCCAGCAGCCAGGUUUGAUAUUUGUGGAUGGACCAUCACUAAAUUGCAAUCCUGCCGACAAUAAGUUGCAGUCGGCGCGGUCUGCACUCAUGCGACGAGUUCACACGGACAAACUAUCAAAAUUCCGGAGAGAACAGGCAUUAAAGCUCGACCAGAUGUUACAAGCGCAAAGGGCGGCCACGACUACAUAUACUACCGGUCAUCAAGACGUGGAGCAGGAAAUGGUUCUUAGAGAACAUGACACAAUAAGAGGAAACAUACGACCUCUUCGUCCGAAGCGACGGAUCUCCGGGUCAGUGACGAAUGGAGUAGUAUGUAGAUCUGAUGAAUGUCCAAGUACACUUCGUGGUCCGCGAGACCCUGCAGCGAAUGCUGUAACGAUCCCUAGUCCUCAAACGUCUAUAAGCACAGGGAGACUAGACCCGUUCAUGCCCGAUACUACUGCUCUUGGCCCUGCAUAUCACGAGUUGGCCAAUCAUUUGAUCAAGGUUAUCUGGCCGGCAUUCCGUGGCGCCGAUCACGCGCAACGCUGCUAUAUGGCAUGGAUGGCUGAAUCGGACAAGGAGGUAUUGACAUGUGCUUACCUCUUUGCCUCAUCUGUCCAUCGGGAUGGUAUGAGAAUCAUCCACGGGCCCGAAGACACCGACUUUGAAUCUAAAGAACAAUUAGAAUACAAGGGAAUGACCUUGAGAUUGGUGCGGGAGCGGCUAUCUGGCCAUUUAUCAAGUGGUGUUUCUGAUAGCCUGAUCAUGUGCAUUCUCUUUCUGGCUGCACAUCCCGACCCUAAAGCCGCAUCUACCGAGCGCGAUCCCUCUCCCUUCACACCCCCUUUCACAGACUUACAUUCCCUUAACAUCUACGGCAGUUUUCCAACCCACCCAUCGCACUGGCGUAUGGUUCACAAGUGCGUCCAGCUCCGAGGUGGUAUUCAGACGCUGAAGCUUUAUCGUCUUGGGUGGCUCUUAUCUCUAUGUGACCUUAUGUAUGCGGCCAACAAAUUGACCAAGCCGACAUAUCCACUGUGUGACCUGGACAGCCGACCAUUUGUUCACAGCCCACCAUUACUUAUGUUGCGGGUCCCUGAAUUAGCAAGACAUCUUACGUACAGCCAAGGCUUCUCUCAGCUUCGUUUACUGAAUCCACCAGUCAAAAGUUGCAUCGUAAGCGUAUUCCUACACCUAUGUGAACUGUCACAGGCGCUGCAUACUAUCCAUACCAGCGACAAUUCAAUGAUGCACAAUCUGGGUGACUGUCGUAAUCUGGUCCAUCACCAGCUCCUAAACCUCCCCAACCAGAAUGAUUCUCCCGCAUCGAUUCUCGAUGAUGUGGACACCUCUAUGAGAGAGGUUAAUCGAGCUCGCGAUAUCUAUCUGAUGUGCCGAUAUAGCGCGCUCUUAUACGCUAUUCAUGUCACAUUUCCUCUUCCACGGUCCUUGAAAAACCGGAAGAUUCUGCUCUCUGCAGUUAGGACCAGUCUAUCGCACAUCGUUGGGUCAGUAACAGAAUUAACACCCUUAGAAUUGCCACCCUUGGAAUUGCUCCUAUGGCCUAGUACUGUUGCGGCUAUUUCCGCCGGUGAAGGAAAUUCAAAUCGUCGCUGGUUUGUUUCCAUAGUCCAGUGGCUUUGCCAAGAGUUGGCAAUUAAAGACUGGACUCAUCUUCUUGGCAUUCUGCAGUCGUUCGCCUGGGUAGAUGCUGCCGGCAAUGAGGGCGCUGGCCAGGUGUGGGCUGAGGCUAUUCUCGGCUCAUCAUCCCGUACCAAGAAGGUCGACGGUACCGAAUAGCGAUGUGGCAGAGAUGAUUUUGCCAUAGCUAGCUACCGAUGCCACGAAUGUGGCUCCAUGGAAUGAUUAAUGAAAAUGACAAUACCAUAGAGAGAACGGGAAGGACAUGUAUAUACAUGAGUCAGUAUAAGAUAUUUGAGGAAUUGAGCCCGAAGAAAGGAAAGAAAGGGGGAAGAAG
Talaromyces proteolyticus is the source of this 2109-nucleotide messenger RNA. RefSeq lists its product as uncharacterized. The coding region runs from base 129 to 1931 and encodes 600 amino acids. The transcript is spliced from 3 exons. Lineage: Eukaryota; Fungi; Ascomycota; Eurotiomycetes; Eurotiales; Trichocomaceae. The record is from RefSeq and is a predicted model, not a curated record.